AUGCAGAAGGAUCUCCCGAAGACCAGAAUCGUACGAUCUCUCCGUUUGAACAUUGCGCCUGGUUUCUCGUCAGCAGAAGCUAUCCUCAAAGAUCUUCACCAGGCAGCUGAAAAGGAUGCAGCUACAGCUGAAGAGUUGAGCAAAAGAGAAGAGGAAUGGAAGCGAAUCACGCCAUACAUUACCUGGCAAGGAGGACUUUACAAGACGCUGAUCAGACCCGUCAAACACUCUGUUGUGGAUGCCGACACAGACGAAGGAGAGGAGAUGUCGAAGUGA
Messenger RNA from Necator americanus (New World hookworm), 276 nucleotides. RefSeq lists its product as uncharacterized. The record is from RefSeq and is a predicted model, not a curated record. The transcript has 2 exons. Lineage: Eukaryota; Metazoa; Nematoda; Chromadorea; Rhabditida; Ancylostomatidae. The coding region runs from base 1 to 276 and encodes 91 amino acids.